This is a messenger RNA of Arachis stenosperma, 1278 nucleotides long. RefSeq lists its product as uncharacterized. The transcript has a single exon. The record is from RefSeq and is a predicted model, not a curated record. NCBI's taxonomy places the organism in Eukaryota, Viridiplantae, Streptophyta, Magnoliopsida, Fabales, Fabaceae. Gene Ontology annotation, molecular function: zinc ion binding. Bases 1 to 1278 code for a protein of 425 amino acids.
AUGUGCACGAUCGAAACGAUUUCACAAGAUCAUUCCAAGUUAGACUCAGCUACAGUUGCUGAUGCUAUAAGGCCAUUGGUCGAGAUGGACCCGUCCAUCAAGGUGAAAUCUAUAAUUGCGGAAGUCCAGUCAAGGUUCAACUAUACCAUUAGUUACCGAAAGGCUUGGUUGGCAAAGCAGAAGUCCAUAGCUAACAUUUUCGGUGGUUGGGAGGAUUCUUACCAAGCCUUGCCAUGGUGGCUCUCGGUCAUGGUGCAGAAGAUACCUGGUUUAGUUGUCCAAAUAGAAACACGACCACUAUACAACGGGAAUGAGGAGGCGCAAGGUGUAAAAAUACUUCAUCGUGUAUUUUGGAAUUUCAAUCCAUGUAUUAGGGCAUUCAGGCAUUGCAAGCCCCUGGUUCAGGUUGACGGCACACACCUAUACGAAAAAUACAAAGGUACACUUCUAGUCGCUGUUGCACAAGAUGGGAACCAGAACAUGGUGCCUAUCGCCUUUGCCUUAGUGGAAAGGGAGACAGCUGAUACGUGGCACUUCUUUCUCAGGAAUCUGCGAAUGUAUAUUGUUAGAAAAGACGGCGUGGGUAUGAUCUCAGACCGAUAUGAGUCAAUAUGGGCAGCAGUAAAUCAUUCCGGUGGCGACUGGCAACCUCCAAGAGCAUGGUGGAUGUUUUGUAUAAGACACAUCGGCAGUAACUUCUUAAGGGCAUUCAAAGUCCCUCACUUGCAAAAGCUUGUUGUCAACAUAGGGUAUUCAAGAAUGGUGGAGGAGUACAAUAUCAACUAUAAAAGGUUGGAAGAGCGAGGCGAGGCAUAUGCCAGGUGGUGCGAUGCCAUUGGACUCAGACAUUGGGUAUUGGCAUUCGACGAGGGACAUCGAUGGGGUCAUAUGACAACGAACCUUGUCGAGUGCAUUAACUCAGUGUUGAAGGGUGCCCGUAAUCUACCUAUGUUGGCGCUGGUCCGAGCAACAUAUUAUAGGUUAAAUGAACUUUUUACGCGAAAGAAUGUCGAGACUCACGAACGCAAGCGUCCUGGAUAUACGUACUCUGCAUUUGCACAACAGCGGAUAGAAGCAAGUAUGCAACAGGCUGGAAAUAUAGUUGUGCACCGCUUUGAUAGACGAAAUGAGGUGUUUGAGGUGCGUAAAAUGACUACUGGAAAGGUGCUAGUUGUUGAUCUUGCGCGACGGACGUGUGACUGUGGGCACUUUCAGGUUGAACAAAUACUAUGUCGCCAUGUUAUUGCUUGCUGUGCUAACCAGCGUCUCGAUUGGUAG